Molecule: messenger RNA, 1107 nt
Organism: Lottia gigantea (owl limpet)
Lineage: Eukaryota; Metazoa; Mollusca; Gastropoda; Lottiidae
Exons: 8
Coding region: 1-1107 (368 amino acids)
Source: RefSeq, a predicted model, not a curated record
AUGGCUGCCACUGAUGUCGCAGGAACUAUAAUGGCUGUGCUGUUUUUAAUUCUUGGAUGGUAUAGCGUUGCGUCAGAAAAAACCAUGUUGUUUAAUUCGUCCAAUGAUUCGAACGACAUAAAAAUUUGUAAAGAUAAACAAUGGCAACAAUAUUAUGCCGGCUCAGAUGGUGCGAUAAUGUUUCUAACAGCCGAUGUGAAACAACGAAUCUUGUACUGGGUCACACGGAAAGGGUUUUUCUCACUCGAUGUAGAUGGUAACAAGACUGUUGUAAAUUUGUCGAAGAAAUUUAAAAAAGGUUUAGUGUUUCAAGUAUUAUUAAAGCGUGUUGUGGCUGUGAAUAGAUUUGCCUCUAUGGAAUUCAGAGUACACAAUGGUCAGAUGAUAUUUGCUGAAACGAAUUGGGGUUUAAUGAAAUUUGAUGUUAAGACAAACAGACAACUUUUCAAUUUCAAAGUUGUAAAUGUAAAGAAUUUGUACCAUUUAACUUCAAUUAUAAGUAUUGAUUAUUAUGGUAACGAGGCCAGUUUGUAUUGGUUGGGACCACGUGAUUACCAGAUAAGCAGAUAUCUAAUAAACUCUAAUAUAAAUCAGAUUGUUGUUCAAGAACUUCCUGAAAAUUGGAUAGCUGUAAAUGUGCACCACGAAAAGGUUUACUGGACCAUGUAUUAUGAUAAGUAUUUUACAACCAACUUAAACCUACGGAACAGACAUUCCUGGAUUAAUUAUGAAUCUAUAAGUUAUGUUUUAGCUCGUGGAACAAUGUAUUAUUCCUAUCACAGAAACAUUUCUUCCAUGUUGUCAAAAGUGAUUUAUCCGUUGAAACCCUACCUUUGUCCGUGUCCUGACAAAUUCUAUAACAAAUUGGUCGUCAUGCCUGGAUCUGAAACGCCCACUGAUCAGACUGUUAAUGGAGAUGCUAUUGUAGAUGCUGUUAAAACUGGUAUCUGGUCAACAAGUGAUUUUCGUAUUCGAGGAAAAAAGUAUGAAAAAUAUCAUAGGGGUUCAUCUUUGGGUAAUUACGUCAAAAAUCCGCCAAGAGAUGCGCCCUUGUGGACGUACGGACGGACGCACAUGGGUGACGCCAAUGUACGCCCCAUUUCAUGA